Sycon ciliatum is the source of this 2936-nucleotide messenger RNA. RefSeq names its product mucin-2-like. The record is from RefSeq and is a predicted model, not a curated record. The transcript is spliced from 3 exons. NCBI's taxonomy places the organism in Eukaryota, Metazoa, Porifera, Calcarea, Leucosolenida, Sycettidae. The coding region runs from base 385 to 2583 and encodes 732 amino acids.
GGCAACGGCUUUGUUGGUGUUUUUCGUCUUUUAUGCAGUCUUCUCCCUUUUCUACUCCACAGCAGAUUAUUAAUUUUAGAACUGUUAUUGUUCAUGAGUAGCAUAAGUGGCAGCUUCCGGGACCGUAGCACUGUGAGCCAUUGUCACUUUGUGUGGCAUCAGUCGCUUUCUAUUUUGGUGAGGAGUGCAGUGUCCCAGGAAAUCUCUGGCUUUGGGGGAAUCGAUACUAUCGGAGGGCCUUGUGCAGCACUAUGCUCAGGGUACAUAUGUAGCUUGUUGAAAAAUUAAUAUCUGCUUGUACAGUGGCCUCCUCUUGGUAGUGUGCGCGGAAGAGCACAUGUACCCGCAGCUGGGCCAACAACUGUCCGCAUUGGCCACUGUGCAAUGAAGGUCUCGUCACUCCUCCAUAUCUGUUUGUUAGCUGGACUUUUCAUAUUCGCCUCAGGCAAAAAUGUCGUCCAAACCUACACUGUGAAAGUUGGUAGCAACAUUACUCUGGUAUGCAAAGAUCAGAUGCGUAAUGUUUGGAUGAGAUGGGACACGGACACGACACUAACAACACCAGCAAUCCCAGGAACCCUUGGCAGCACGUACACAAUAAGGAAUGCAUCGCUAUCAGAUGGUGGUUGUUACCUCUGCUCCAGCAAGAACAGGAACAAGUUCUUCGUUUCUCUUCAAGUACUAGCAAGAGCAUCUGGCACAAGUUCGACAGCUUCACUGUGCCAGUUCCCGGCCACGACAACAAGCUCACCAGCGGUGUCCACAACAGCAAGUGUAGUAUCAACGCUGCUGACUGUAGUAACAACAUCCGCCAGCAGCACAGGCACGAAUACACCAACCCAGCCCUCCACAUCCAGUCCAUCAGUCGGUUCUGGCCACGGCACAGACACGGAUGCACCGACCCAGUCGUCCACGGGCGGUCCAUCAGAUAAAUCUGGCAAACUAGGAGCGGUGAUGACGACUGCAGCGACCGAAACCAUGGACCGAGGCUCAGUGACAAAUGCCUCCACUACGACACUGGCACAUAAUAGAAGUGUGUCGGCCCCACCAGUGUCAACUAGUGCACUUAUGCCGGCCAAUACCAGCACAUUGACUAGUGUUACUGCUGCUGUCUCCAGUAGCGUCACCGUCAUGCCCUCGCCAAGGAACACAGACCAAGGAACGGGGCCUACUACUCUGAUCAGCAAAACCCUGGUCGUGUACAUUGCUGCAGGAGGCGGUGCGCUGGUCAUGCUGCUUGUGACCAUUGUUGUCAUUUGCAAGUGUACCAGGAAACCGGGAAGCAGGAAACGCGUAGCCAUUACGCCUUCACCUGCAGCCCGAAAGCCAGCAGCUGUACUGCGCCAAGCAGGCUCAGAGUUUUCACCCAGCACGUCCACACGUAAUCAGACCAUGUCUGCAGAAGACUCGCCUAUAAGCAAUGCCUACAUGGACCAGUCGAUCCUGAAGCUUCAGUUCGACGGCGGCAACAGCAUGCAAGCGCAGUCGCUUUCCGUCGAUAGCGUCGGAUUGGGCCCGUUGAUGCGCACCGAGCGUACAAACACAAUCGGCUCUGUGUACGCCACAACGGAACUGCUGCACAAGGAUGAGACACUGUCCAUGGACAAUGCCAGCAUGCUAAUGGCCGACGACUCGUCCUACAUCUACAACAAUGACGACGAGAAUGUGUACCACGCAAUGGACACUACCAGCCUGCAUCGUCGCCAUAAUACAAUGGAUACUGCCAGCUUGCAUCGUCCUCAUACUACCGACGACGAGAAUGUGUAUCAUGCAAUGGAUACCACCAGCUUGCAUCGUCACCAUAAUGCAAUGGACACCACCAGCUUGCAUCGUCACCAUACUACCGACGACGAGAAUGUGUAUCACGCAAUGGAUACCGCCAGCUUGCAUCGUCACCAUACUACCGACGACGAGAAUGUGUAUCACGCAAUGGAUACUACCAGCGUGCACCGUCACCAAAAUACCGCCGGGCUAGAGAGGAACACACCAUCAUCAUCUGCACUGUCAACAGCCACAUUUUGCCACGUACCUACAACUACACAACAUCAUCAGCAGCAGAAGCAGCACGCUGACACCAGAAGCCAGACGGGUUCCGAGUACGAGCCUUUGGAGACGACAUAUGCUGUGUUGCUAAGCAGUGACCCAUGUUACGAGUUAUUGCCCGGCCACCGGUCUCAGAAUCAAUCUUCCACCCGGCGUCCACGUUCGAAAUCGCAUGCUGGGCACAUUGUGGCCAACAAUUCAAAAUACGUCGCAUACAACAAGAACUCGAGUAAGCCGGCUUCAAGGGCUAGCCUUGCGAUGGACCUUAUGGUUCCCAAUAGUCCAUCGGCAGUCCCGCUGCAGGCGCCCGAAGUACCACCACAUAAUGACGUUAGCAGCUUUAUGCCGCGACGAUGUUCGCGGGCUAGUGGAUCGAGCCUGAUGGAUUUGCAAGAAGAAUCCAUGCACCAGUCUAGUGACACGGGUGUACGACCUAGCCGCAACAGCAAAACCAGUGUUCACCAGUCUAGUGACACGGGUGCACGACCUAGCCGCAACAGCAAAGCCAGUGUUCUAGACAUGCUGCCCACAGUUCUCUAACAACUCAAAUCCUGUCUUUCAUGGAGAAUAAUAUCUCUGCUUUGCUGUCUCGUAACUCACGGCCCUGUAUUUUUUUCUCCCUCAUUCGCUCUUUUUCCCCAAAUUUGAAUACCGGUAUUAUGUUGUACACAUCUUGAGUCAGUGGCGAUUUACUUCGAAAUAGCUGAAUGUUUUUUAACGCUUUUUUAACGCUUUUUAAUGUUUUAACGCUUUUUAACCAUUACAAUUCAUUUAUUAUUUCAUUUUUCCUUCUUCUACAUAACUAAGAGGACAUCUCAGGCCACUGGCCAAGUCUUUUGUUUUUAGAUCUUAUUUCUAGCAACUGCCUAACCAUAAUUAUGUGACAGAGAAGA